Messenger RNA from Tilletiopsis washingtonensis, 1711 nucleotides. Its product is annotated as Maf1-domain-containing protein. Gene Ontology annotation, cellular component: nucleus. Gene Ontology annotation, molecular function: RNA polymerase III core binding. The coding region runs from base 141 to 1610 and encodes 489 amino acids. The record is from RefSeq and is a predicted model, not a curated record. The transcript has 2 exons. Gene Ontology annotation, biological process: negative regulation of transcription by RNA polymerase III. NCBI's taxonomy places the organism in Eukaryota, Fungi, Basidiomycota, Exobasidiomycetes, Entylomatales.
CCCGCUCCGCCCGCCUGCCCGCCGACCCUGCCGCGCCAGUCCGACGCGUCGCGCACGCAUCGCUGCCUCCGCUGCCGAUUCUCUCUUCUUCUCUGGCCUUAGUCUUGCCUCGAUACCUUCUUUGAUACCUCUGUAGCACAAUGAAGUUCCUCGACUACCCCGAGCUCGAGCUCAUCUCGCGCGACCUCUGCUUCGAGUCGGCCGAGUGCCGCGUCAACACGCGCCUCGAGGCCUACUCGUGCAAGGCCAUCAACCGCGACAAGAAGCUCUUCAAGACGCUCGAGAGCGCCUACGUGCGCUCGGCGUCGACGUCGCCGCCGUCGUACCUCGAGGAGCACCUGGCGUCACCGUUCGGCAAGCUCGACCAGCCGGCGGCGCGCAAGACCCUCUGGCUGCUCAUCUCGACGCUCAACGGCGCCUUCCCGGACCAUGAGUUCGCGGAGGUCAACCCGGCCGACUUCCGCCGCGAGCGCAGUGCUGCCAGCGUGCUCAACAGUCUGAGCACGACGCUGUACUCGCUGCGCAGCGGCGGAGGUGCGCCGCGCUCCUUCUCCUCGUUCCCGAGCUCGUACGACGAGCGCGCUGCCACCGCUGCUGUCGCGGCCGGAGGUGCCGUCUCGCACCCGAAGCUGGGUCCGAUUCUCGACGACAUCAUGUGCAUCUCCGAGUGCGAAGUGUACACCUACCACCCGGACGUCGACUCGGACCCGCACGCGUCAGCCGACCCGGAGGAGGGCUACGGUGCCGAUGACUCGUGGACGGAAGACGACGUCGCGGAGGCUGGUACCGAUAGUGAUGCCGUAAUGAGCACUUCCGACACGCCGCGCGCACACGACGACGACACACCGAUGUUCGACGAGGACAUGUACGAAGGCGGCCUCGACUACUCGCGCGGCGGCGGCGCCAGCUCCAGCAGUGGCCCGUCAGAGGACGGCCCACGCACGCCACGCACGCCACGCGGCUCGUACUUCUCGAGCAGCUGGGGCGCCAGCAGCGCCGAAGACGAGGCGGAGGACGACGACGAUGAUGACACGGGUGGCUUGCUCUGGGCCACGUACGUCUUCUUCUACAACCGCAAGCUCAAGCGCAUUCUCUUUGUCGACGUCUGGUCGCGCCGUCAGACGGCGCCGCGCGCGCGCCCGAUCACGCAGCACCAGCCAAUGAGCUCGUACCUGCCUCCGGCGCUGCAGCAGCCGUCGCAAAGCGGCACGCUGGGCGCCGUCAAGGUGGCGCACAUCGACCUCACUGGCGGCGACUCAUCGCCAAGCACGCCGCUGCAGAGCCCGGCCAAGCGCGCCAUGAGCCGCACCAACAGCCGCAAGCGCCGCGCACCCUCCGGUUCGCCGGCGCCCAGCUCGCUCUCGCCCUUCCCGCACGCCAGUCCGCAAGCUCAGAGCGCCGCCGACGCCGAAGAGCGCCGCCUGGCCCUCGCCAGUGCCUCGGCUGCGCCGCGCUUGGCCAGCUCUCUGGCGCGCGGCGCCAUGCGCAGCCUCGAUGCAGCCGUCCUGAGCGCCAGUGCGCCCGCCAGCGGCACUGCCAGCCCCGUGUCUCUCGCCGGCACACCCGACAAGGCAGACCGCGCCGCUGCUCCGAAGCGCGUCCGCGUCUGAGCCUUCUCUACUCGAGGCAUAUAUCUCUACUUCCCGGCAUACCCGCUUUGCUCCUCGGCCGCCGUCUCCUCUAGUCUGGCGCGGACGCUCCGCACCCCUCG